Molecule: messenger RNA, 4161 nt
Organism: Coregonus sp. 'balchen'
Lineage: Eukaryota; Metazoa; Chordata; Actinopteri; Salmoniformes; Salmonidae
Source: the annotation of a GenBank genome assembly
AUGACGAUGGCCUCUUCCGCGGAGAAGGUGAAAGAGUCUGGUUAGGAUGGCCUCUAAAAAUAGAAUUGUUGUAAACGACAUGAGAAAGAACACAACCGUCCUAAACAUCAACAUAAUGGAGUCUCCUAGUAAAACACACAAUAUUUGGGUAGCAUAAUGAUUAUUGUGGCAAGAUGACUCAACCCAGCAAAUGAGUGUUUCCAGACAGCGCUUGCUUUGGACUGAUAAAGGCAAACGAAAACAUCAUGAGUGUACAGAAGGAUUUGUAGCCACAUGGGGAUUCGCUCUGUGUAUCGCGGCCUUAAAGGUGACCUUUAUACUGAGUUUUGUCUCACUCUGGUGGAGGAAGUGGGUCACUACAGGCAGGAAGCAGCCUCAAAUGUAGUUGAGAAACCAGAUUGAACGUGCUUCAAAGUCGAUGCUGUGCAUUAUUUACUACCCACGUAUCCUUAAAUUGUGAACCUAUGAUUGUACUAUAAUGAAAAGGCUACAGACACUUCAAAUUAAAUACCAAGUUGAGCUUGAUACUCACUCUCACAUACAGUAUGUAGGCUAGAGAUAUUAUGAACAAUAGUACUUCCCUAAAGCAUGAAUCCAUUUAUAGUACAGUGUAUGACCCCAGCUUGGGGGUGCAGUUACAGUUACAUGACUAUUGCUCUACAUGGGUGCUGGAAAUACUGGAGGGACACAAUACACUCCAUUACCAAACUGAGACACAAGAAAAGGAUGCCUUCUCUUUGAUAUACGUAUGUUACUCAGCUCCAUGGUCCACACAGUGAGUUACUAACACAGCUCAGCUCCAUGGUCCACACAGUGAGUUACUAACACAGCUCAGCUCCAUGGUUCACACAGUGAGUUACUAACACAGCUCAGCUCCAUGGUUCACACAGUGAGAUACUAACACAGCUCAGCUCCAUGGUUCACACAGUGAGAUACUAACACAGCUCAGCUCCAUGGUUCACACAGUGAGAUACUAACACAGCUCAGCUCCAUGGUCCACACAGUGAGUUACUAACACAGCUCAGCUCCAUGGUUCACACAGUGAGUUACUAACACAGCUCAGCUCCAUGGUUCACACAGUGAGAUACUAACACAGCUCAGCUCCAUGGUUCACACAGUGAGAUACUAACACAGCUCAGCUCCAUGGUUCACACAGUGAGAUACUAACACAGCUCAGCUCCAUGGUUCACACAGUGAGAUACUAACACAGCUCAGCUCCAUGGUUCACACAGUGAGAUACUAACACAGCUCAGCUCCAUGGUUCACACAGUGAGAUACUAACACAGCUCAGCUCCAUGGUUCACACAGUGAGAUACUAACACAGCUCAGCUCCAUGGUUCACACAGUGAGAUACUAACACAGCUCAGCUCCAUGGUUCACACAGUGAGUUACUAACACAGCUCAACUCCAUGGUUCACACAGUGAGUUACUAACACAGCUCAGCUCCAUGGUCCACACAGUGAGAUACUAACACAGCUCAGCUCAUUGGUUCACACAGUGAGUUACUAACACAGCUCAGCUCCAUGGUCCACACAGUGAGAUACUAACACAGCUCAGCUCCAUGGUUCACACAGUGAGAUAUUAACACAGCUCAGCUCCAUGGUUCACCCAGUGAGUUACUAACACAAAUUCAGCAGGACUAUCAGAUCAAUGGGGGCACGCAAAGGAAGGACUACCCGGCAUACUCCAUUGCAUCAUAGUGUUUUGGGCCUUGCCAGUGGGCUUUACAGUGCCUUGACAUAUUUUUAACAACUAGGCCUAAUGGUAGAUUCAUCUAGCCUAUAGUCAAGGUUUUGAAAAAAAUAACAACUGCAUUGUGAUCAGAAUGAAAAUAAAGACACCACAUUCAGAUAGUUUGGUGAGAAGGAAUGAGUUAUUGUACCCAGUUGUAGCUGGUCAAAAUAGAUGGUCAGAAUAGAUUGAUAGGACCAGACUUGUAGUAAUUGUGUCAGGAUCUUUGAUUGUCGUCCAUUAGUUUCCCCUUAGCAAUGCCAGCUGAGGGUUGUAGGACAGGAUGGUAUGUCUGCCAGAUAUGAUAUGCAGAAUAUAUGGGUCGUCUUCAUGUUUCCUUUAGGAGGAUGCAGUUAGGACAGAUAGUAUGCAAGCCAGUCAUUAUGAUUAGCUUUCUUUCUAUUGUCUUGUAAAACAUUUGAUUCCUGGUUUUAAUUAGAGGGAGCAUAAUUCAGAUGCCUUCUUUUUUUUAGUCAUUUUUUAGCAGACGCUCUUAUCCAGAGCGACUUACAGGAGCAAUUAGGGUUAAGUACCUUGCUCAAGGGCACAUCGACAGAUUUUUCACCUAGUCGGCUCGGGGAUUAGAACCAGCGACCUUUCGGUUACUGGCACAAUGCUCUUAACCACUGAGCUACCUGCUGCCCCAUAGAAUGUGAUGGUUUGAAUAAAUUAAUUCAGAACCUCACUGAAUGUGCUUUAGUAGUGGGUGUUAUGAAUACAGUAGAAAAGGGCCGUAAGCACAACGGAUACGCAUAAUUGUAUUUCAUGCUUGGUGGAUCCUUUUAUUCAGGCCCUUGGAUCCUGGUGUUGGAUGUUACUGUUCUCUUUUUUAUUCAGUAUUUGUAAACCAUUCAGCCUGUUGUUGAGGCUCAUUAAAGAGAGAUAUUCUGCCUCCUUUUCCCAUCAUCCAGUCAUCAUAAAGCUGUUGACUUGAUCCAAACCUAUAACGUUGAGAUUCUUUCUCAGUGAGUACUGUGACGGUAAAUAAUUCCAAGCAGCUAUGAUUUGAUAGUAACUUAUCUGUACUUCUAUGUACCAAAGGGAUAGGUUGGGCUAUUUCAGUAGAUGCAUGCAUUACUACAUGGGCAUUCUUACAUCAUUGAAGGUGAAUAGACUGAUGAGUUGUGUUUGAUUGACAGGUCUGCCCCAGCUGCUGCCGGCGCCCCCGCAGAUGGAGCGGCGCCCCCUCCCAACCUCACUAGCAACCGCCGCCUGCAACAGACACAGGCUCAGGUGGAUGAGGUGAGUAACAUGCAGACACACUCACCUUGCAUUACGCACAUACUGACCCACAGAAAUAUCAUAACCUUCUUCACAUGUUGUGAAUAGUCACAAGCCGACAUGGACUGGAUGAAUGCAUGUCCAACACACUUAGGUCAACAAUCAAUACAUUAUGUAAAUAUACUGUGGAGAGAACACACAGCCACUCAGUCUGAGUUGAUUGAGUGAUUCACCCUGCCCCUGUUUUCGGCCCAUGUGUCUGCCCUCCACAGGUGGUGGAUAUCAUGCGUGUAAAUGUGGAUAAGGUUCUGGAGCGUGAUCAGAAGCUGUCAGAGCUGGAUGAUCGAGCCGAUGCCCUGCAGGCUGGAGCCUCACAAUUCGAGACCAGCGCUGCAAAACUCAAGAACAAGUACUGGUGGAAGAACGCCAAGGUAAGGGCUGAGAUAGAUAAAGAUGUACUUUGGUCCAUAUUUAGUCAUGAUAAUAGUCAUUUCCUUUGAGGCUUUCAAGAUGAAUGUUAAAACAUAAUGAAAUGGAUUGUAGCACAUAAAUGAUACCUCAUGAUUUACCUCAUGUCCCAUCCACCCUGAUUUACUACCUCUCCAUGUCCAACUGCCUUAAUUUUGCUGGACCCCAGGAAGAGUAACUGCUGCCUUGGCAGCAGCUAAUGGGGAUCCAUAAUAAAUACAAAAAUACAAAACUUUGCUUCCUUUAGAUGAUGAUUAUCCUGGGGCUGAUAUGUGCGAUUGUCCUCAUCGUCAUCAUCGGUAAGGGUCACACUCACACUCUCAGUUAAGAUAUACUCUCUGCUUCAGUAUUAGUUUUUUUUCUCACCCUCUCUUCUCUUUCACUUUCACUUUCCCUUUCUCUCUCUCUCUCUCUCUCUCUCUCUCUCUCUCUCUCUCUCUCUCUCUCUCUCUCUCUCUCUCUCUCUCUCUCUCUCUCUCUCUCUCUCUCUCUCUCUCUCUCUCUCUGUUUUUCUGUCUCUCUAGUCUACUUCAGCACCUAAGAUGAGUGGCUCCUACCCCAGUCUGCACUCGAGACUGCCCGCUUCCUUGCAACAGAAAAUCCUUCAAAUCAGCGAAGAAAUUAUCCACUGAUGAUGAAUUAAUUAAAUUGCUCCCUAAAUAGUCUCAAUAUGACCCUGCCCUGAACCCCCUCAGCCCCCGCUUCCACCGCCUCACCUCUGGACCCCUGUCAAUAUUCGUC